AUGGAAGUGUCAUCAGCGAAAUCCACUCCAGGAAUAUCGAGUGAAAAAACAACACCUGCUGUCAAAACGAAAGCUACAACUACGGCAAGAGAAACCAAGCAUACGACUGGUAUUAUUUCAUCAGAGGGAGUUACUUCCCCUGUGCCCAGUUCUGGGGAAACAACCAUUAAAAUAACAAGUAGACAAACUACUCCUGUUGCCGCAACAACUGAAACAUCAAUGAAAAUGACAAGUGUACACUCCAGUGAAGAGGUGAAAUCAGAGCGCACUACACCUGUUAGAUUAUCGACAAAACAGGUGACUCCAAUAGGUACAACGACUGAAUUGAAAGUAGUAAGUGUUGUGGCAACGACAAGUGCAGUCCCUUCACUCACAUCUACGGUUUCAAGUACCACCCCAGUAUGUGAUGUAUCAGAGGGAAUGAUGUCACCAACAACUAUUCCAUCUAGUGAAAUAAAAGUAAAUGAUGACAUGGCAAAAAUAGACAAUUUACGACCAGGUGGUCUUAUACCCAUGAUGAGUUCUAAGCCUACACUUGUAAUACAAUACACACCUUCAAUUGCCAAGUCUGUGCAAAGAGUAGAAUUAGUAUCAACAGAAAACAUAAUAUCAUACACUGUUUCAUUUUUCAAUGCUGAUGGAACUACUAUAAAAAGAACAAUGAAAGUUACAGAAAGUGCAAACAAUGUUGCUGGAAAUCCUAAUGUGAAGAAAGUUGAAAUCCUGAUUACACCUGAAGAUAAGAAAAGUUCUUAUCAGCCAGUAAAUCUUCAACUGAAAAUAUUUGCAUGCCAUGAAAUAGGCACAACAACUAUUGUAAUACCAUCAAUUGUUUCUACACCAUCUGUUGCCUCAACUAAGACGACUGUAAGAGUGAAAUCACCAGUGACGCCACCUGUUGGUAAGACAACAACUUCAUAUGGGCUAUCAUCAGUAAAAAGCACGAUGGAAGUGUCAUCAGCGAAAUCCACUGUAGGAUUAUCGAGUGAAAAAACAACACCUGCUGUCAUAACGAAAGCUACAACUACGGCAAGAGAAAGCAAGCAUACGACUAGUAUUAUUUCAUCAGAGGGAGUUACUUCCCCUGUGCCCAGUACUGGGGAAACAACCAUUAAGAUAACAAGUAGCCAAACUACUCCUGUUGCUGCAACAACUGAAACAUCAAAGAAAAUGACAAGUGUACAUUCCACUGAAAAUAUUAAAUCAGAGCGCACUACACCUGUUAGAUUGUCGACAAAACCAGUGACUCCAAUAGCUACAACAAUGAUUCCAAGUACAGCAACAUUUACACAGACACCGUCUUCAGAAGUAAUCACUACAGCCGUGGUUUCACCCACACCUACAGCUACACCCACUAUAAUCAGUAAAGCUACUACAACAUUGCAAGGAUCAACUGGAAAAAUUGCAACAACAACGCCAGUUGUAGCUACAAGUCCUUCUCCUGGAAUUUCAAGUACAAAGAUAUCGACAACUACGCCAAUUUGUGAAGAAACAGAUGGAAUGGGUUCAAUAACAACAAUACCAUCAACAGAAAUUACAUCUAAUGACAAAAAGGCAGAUAUUGAAAAUCUACGACCUUCGUCUAAAACACCUUUUAAAAGCUCCGAAGGACAAGUGGUUAUAGAGUACAUGCCUUCAAAGACGAGACCAAUUGCCAACGUUGAACUGGUUUCUACUGAUAAUAUCAAGACGUAUACAGUACAAUUCUUUAAUGCAGAUGGAACUGUGACAACUCGAAAGGUUAAAGUAGGCGAAAAGGCUACAAGCAUUGGAACCAAGCCUGAUGUGAGAAAGGUAACUGUAAUUAUUACACCUGAUGACAAAGAAGAUUCUUACAGACCUGUACAGCUCCAACUAAGCGUCCAUGCCUGUUUUGAAGUCACUUCUACGCCUAUUCCAAGUACAACAGCAGUCCCACAAAAAGCAUCCACAACAGUUGUCACUACAGCCGUGGUUUCACCAACACCUACAGCUACACCCUCUAUAAUAAGUGAAGCUACUACAACAUUGCAAGGAUCAACUGGUAAAAUUGCAACAACAACGCCAGUUGUAGCUACAAGUCCUUCUCCUGGAAUAUCAAGUAUAAAGAUAUCGACAACUACGCCAAUUUGUGAAGAAACAGAUGGAAUGGGUUCAAUAACAACAAUACCAUCAACAGAAAUUACAUCUAAUGACAAAAAGGCAGAUAUUGAAAAUCUACGACCUUCGUCUAAGACACCUUUUAAAAGCUCCGAAGGACAAGUGGUUAUAGAGUACAUGCCUUCAAAGACGAGACCAAUUGCCAACGUUGAACUGGUUUCUACUGAUAAUAUCAAGACGUAUACAGUACAAUUCUUUAAUGCAGAUGGAACUGUGACAGCUCGAAAGGUUAAAGUAGGCGAAAAGGCUACAAGCAUUGGAACCAAGCCUGAUGUGAGAAAGGUAACUGUAAUUAUUACACCUGAUGACAAAGAAGAUUCUUACAGACCUGUACAGCUCCAACUAAGCGUCCAUGCCUGUUUUGAAGUCACUUCUACGCCUAUUCCAAGUACAACAGCAGUCCCACAAAAAGCAUCCACAACAGUUGUCACUACAGCCGUGGUUUCACCAACACCUACAGCUACACCCUCUAUAAUAAGUGAAGCUACUACAACAUUGCAAGGAUCAACUGGUAAAAUUGCAACAACAACGCCAGUUGUAGCUACAAGUCCUUCUCCUGGAAUAUCAAGUACAAAGAUAUCGACAACUACGCCAAUUUGUGAAGAAACAGAUGGAAUGGGUUCAAUAACAACAAUACCAUCAACAGAAAUUACAUCUAAUGACAAAAAGGCAGAUAUUGAAAAUCUACGACCUUCGUCUAAGACACCUUUUAAAAGCUCCGAAGGACAAGUGGUUAUAGAGUACAUGCCUUCAAAGACGAGACCAAUUGCCAACGUUGAACUGGUUUCUACUGAUAAUAUCAAGACGUAUACAGUACAAUUCUUUAAUGCAGAUGGAACUGUGACAACUCGAAAGGUUAAAGUAGGCGAAAAGGCUACAAGCAUUGGAACCAAGCCUGAUGUGAGAAAGGUAACUGUAAUUAUUACACCUGAUGACAAAGAAGAUUCUUACAGACCUGUACAGCUCCAACUAAGCGUCCAUGCCUGUUUUGAAGUCACUUCUACGCCUAUUCCAAGUACAACAGCAGUCCCACAAAAAGCAUCCACAACAGUUGUCACUACAGCCGUGGUUUCACCAACACCUACAGCUACACCCUCUAUAAUAAGUGAAGCUACUACAACAUUGCAAGGAUCAACUGGAAAAAUUGCAACAACAACGCCAGUUGUAGCUACAAGUCCUUCUCCUGGAAUUUCAAGUACAAAGAUAUCGACAACUACGCCAAUUUGUGAAGAAACAGAUGGAAUGGGUUCAAUAACAACAAUACCAUCAACAGAAAUUACAUCUAAUGACAAAAAGGCAGAUAUUGAAAAUCUACGACCUUCGUCUAAAACACCUUUUAAAAGCUCCGAAGGACAAGUGGUUAUAGAGUACAUGCCUUCAAAGACGAGACCAAUUGCCAACGUUGAACUGGUUUCUACUGAUAAUAUCAAGACGUAUACAGUACAAUUCUUUAAUGCAGAUGGAACUGUGACAACUCGAAAGGUUAAAGUAGGCGAAAAGGCUACAAGCAUUGGAACCAAGCCUGAUGUGAGAAAGGUAACUGUAAUUAUUACACCUGAUGACAAAGAAGAUUCUUACAGACCUGUACAGCUCCAACUAAGCGUCCAUGCCUGUUUUGAAGUCACUUCUACGCCUAUUCCAAGUACAACAGCAGUCCCACAAAAAGCAUCCACAACAGUUGUCACUACAGCCGUGGUUUCACCAACACCUACAGCUACACCCUCUAUAAUAAGUGAAGCUACUACAACAUUGCAAGGAUCAACUGGUAAAAUUGCAACAACAACGCCAGUUGUAGCUACAAGUCCUUCUCCUGGAAUAUCAAGUAUAAAGAUAUCGACAACUACGCCAAUUUGUGAAGAAACAGAUGGAAUGGGUUCAAUAACAACAAUACCAUCAACAGAAAUUACAUCUAAUGACAAAAAGGCAGAUAUUGAAAAUCUACGACCUUCGUCUAAGACACCUUUUAAAAGCUCCGAAGGACAAGUGGUUAUAGAGUACAUGCCUUCAAAGACGAGACCAAUUGCCAACGUUGAACUGGUUUCUACUGAUAAUAUCAAGACGUAUACAGUACAAUUCUUUAAUGCAGAUGGAACUGUGACAGCUCGAAAGGUUAAAGUAGGCGAAAAGGCUACAAGCAUUGGAACCAAGCCUGAUGUGAGAAAGGUAACUGUAAUUAUUACACCUGAUGACAAAGAAGAUUCUUACAGACCUGUACAGCUCCAACUAAGCGUCCAUGCCUGUUUUGAAGUCACUUCUACGCCUAUUCCAAGUACAACAGCAGUCCCACAAAAAGCAUCCACAACAGUUGUCACUACAGCCGUGGUUUCACCAACACCUACAGCUACACCCUCUAUAAUAAGUGAAGCUACUACAACAUUGCAAGGAUCAACUGGUAAAAUUGCAACAACAACGCCAGUUGUAGCUACAAGUCCUUCUCCUGGAAUAUCAAGUACAAAGAUAUCGACAACUACGCCAAUUUGUGAAGAAACAGAUGGAAUGGGUUCAAUAACAACAAUACCAUCAACAGAAAUUACAUCUAAUGACAAAAAGGCAGAUAUUGAAAAUCUACGACCUUCGUCUAAGACACCUUUUAAAAGCUCCGAAGGACAAGUGGUUAUAGAGUACAUGCCUUCAAAGACGAGACCAAUUGCCAACGUUGAACUGGUUUCUACUGAUAAUAUCAAGACGUAUACAGUACAAUUCUUUAAUGCAGAUGGAACUGUGACAACUCGAAAGGUUAAAGUAGGCGAAAAGGCUACAAGCAUUGGAACCAAGCCUGAUGUGAGAAAGGUAACUGUAAUUAUUACACCUGACGACAAAGAAGAUUCUUACAGACCUGUACAGCUCCAACUAAGCGUCCAUGCCUGUUUUGAAGUCACUUCUACGCCUAUUCCAAGUACAACAGCAGUCCCACAAAAAGCAUCCACAACAGUUGUCACUACAGCCGUGGUUUCACCAACACCUACAGCUACACCCUCUAUAAUAAGUGAAGCUACUACAACAUUGCAAGGAUCAACUGGUAAAAUUGCAACAACAACGCCAGUUGUAGCUACAAGUCCUUCUCCUGGAAUAUCAAGUACAAAGAUAUCGACAACUACGCCAAUUUGUGAAGAAACAGAUGGAAUGGGUUCAAUAACAACAAUACCAUCAACAGAAAUUACAUCUAAUGACAAAAAGGCAGAUAUUGAAAAUCUACGACCUUCGUCUAAGACACCUUUUAAAAGCUCCGAAGGACAAGUGGUUAUAGAGUACAUGCCUUCAAAGACGAGACCAAUUGCCAACGUUGAACUGGUUUCUACUGAUAAUAUCAAGACGUAUACAGUACAAUUCUUUAAUGCAGAUGGAACUGUGACAACUCGAAAGGUUAAAGUAGGCGAAAAGGCUACAAGCAUUGGAACCAAGCCUGAUGUGAGAAAGGUAACUGUAAUUAUUACACCUGAUGACAAAGAAGAUUCUUACAGACCUGUACAGCUCCAACUAAGCGUCCAUGCCUGUUUUGAAGUCACUUCUACGCCUAUUCCAAGUACAACAGCAGUCCCACAAAAAGCAUCCACAACAGUUGUCACUACAGCCGUGGUUUCACCAACACCUACAGCUACACCCUCUAUAAUAAGUGAAGCUACUACAACAUUGCAAGGAUCAACUGGUAAAAUUGCAACAACAACGCCAGUUGUAGCUACAAGUCCUUCUCCUGGAAUAUCAAGUACAAAGAUAUCGACAACUACGCCAAUUUGUGAAGAAACAGAUGGAAUGGGUUCAAUAACAACAAUACCAUCAACAGAAAUUACAUCUAAUGACAAAAAGGCAGAUAUUGAAAAUCUACGACCUUCGUCUAAAACACCCUUUAAAAGCUCCGAAGGACAAGUGGUUAUAGAGUACAUGCCUUCAAAGACGAGACCAAUUGCCAACGUUGAACUGGUUUCUACUGAUAAUAUCAAGACGUAUACAGUACAAUUCUUUAAUGCAGAUGGAACUGUGACAACUCGAAAGGUUAAAGUAGGCGAAAAGGCUACAAGCAUUGGAACCAAGCCUGAUGUGAGAAAGGUAACUGUAAUUAUUACACCUGACGACAAAGAAGAUUCUUACAGACCUGUACAGCUCCAACUAAGCGUCCAUGCCUGUUUUGAAGUCACUUCUACGCCUAUUCCAAGUACAACAGCAGUCCCACAAAAAGCAUCCACAACAGUUGUCACUACAGCCGUGGUUUCACCAACACCUACAGCUACACCCUCUAUAAUAAGUGAAGCUACUACAACAUUGCAAGGAUCAACUGGUAAAAUUGCAACAACAACGCCAGUUGUAGCUACAAGUCCUUCUCCUGGAAUAUCAAGUACAAAGAUAUCGACAACUACGCCAAUUUGUGAAGAAACAGAUGGAAUGGGUUCAAUAACAACAAUACCAUCAACAGAAAUUACAUCUAAUGACAAAAAGGCAGAUAUUGAAAAUCUACGACCUUCGUCUAAAACACCCUUUAAAAGCUCCGAAGGACAAGUGGUUAUAGAGUACAUGCCUUCAAAGACGAGACCAAUUGCCAACGUUGAACUGGUUUCUACUGAUAAUAUCAAGACGUAUACAGUACAAUUCUUUAAUGCAGAUGGAACUGUGACAACUCGAAAGGUUAAAGUAGGCGAAAAGGCUACAAGCAUUGGAACCAAGCCUGAUGUGAGAAAGGUAACUGUAAUUAUUACACCUGACGACAAAGAAGAUUCUUACAGACCUGUACAGCUCCAACUAAGCGUCCAUGCCUGUUUUGAAGUCACUUCUACGCCUAUUCCAAGUACAACAGCAGUCCCACAAAAAGCAUCCACAACAGUUGUCACUACAGCCGUGGUUUCACCAACACCUACAGCUACACCCUCUAUAAUAAGUGAAGCUACUACAACAUUGCAAGGAUCAACUGGUAAAAUUGCAACAACAACGCCAGUUGUAGCUACAAGUCCUUCUCCUGGAAUAUCAAGUACAAAGAUAUCGACAACUACGCCAAUUUGUGAAGAAACAGAUGGAAUGGGUUCAAUAACAACAAUACCAUCAACAGAAAUUACAUCUAAUGACAAAAAGGCAGAUAUUGAAAAUCUACGACCUUCGUCUAAGACACCUUUUAAAAGCUCCGAAGGACAAGUGGUUAUAGAGUACAUGCCUUCAAAGACGAGACCAAUUGCCAACGUUGAACUGGUUUCUACUGAUAAUAUCAAGACGUAUACAGUACAAUUCUUUAAUGCAGAUGGAACUGUGACAACUCGAAAGGUUAAAGUAGGCGAAAAGGCUACAAGCAAGCCUGAUGUGAGAAAGGUAACUGUUAUUAUUACACCUGAUGACAAAGAAGAUUCUUACAGACCUGUACAGCUCCAACUAAGCGUCCAUGCCUGUUUUGAAGUCACUUCUACGCCUAUUCCAAGUACAACAGCAGUCCCACAAAAAGCAUCCACAACAGUUGUCACUACAGCCGUGGUUUCACCAACACCUACAGCUACACCCUCUAUAAUAAGUGAAGCUACUACAACAUUGCAUGGAUCAACUGGUAAAAUUGCAACAACAACGCCAGUUGUAGCUACAAGUCCUUCUCCUGGAAUAUCAAGUACAAAGAUAUCGACAACUACGCCAAUUUGUGAAGAAACAGAUGGAAUGGGUUCAAUAACAACAAUACCAUCAACAGAAAUUACAUCUAAUGACAAAAAGGCAGAUAUUGAAAAUCUACGACCUUCGUCUAAGACACCUUUUAAAAGCUCCGAAGGACAAGUGGUUAUAGAGUACAUGCCUUCAAAGACGAGACCAAUUGCCAACGUUGAACUGGUUUCUACUGAUAAUAUCAAGACGUAUACAGUACAAUUCUUUAAUGCAGAUGGAACUGUGACAACUCGAAAGGUUAAAGUAGGCGAAAAGGCUACAAGCAUUGGAACCAAGCCUGAUGUGAGAAAGGUAACUGUAAUUAUUACACCUGAUGACAAAGAAGAUUCUUACAGACCUGUACAGCUCCAACUAAGCGUCCAUGCCUGUUUUGAAGUCACUUCUACGCCUAUUCCAAGUACAACAGCAGUCCCACAAAAAGCAUCCACAACAGUUGUCACUACAGCCGUGGUUUCACCAACACCUACAGCUACACCCUCUAUAAUAAGUGAAGCUACUACAACAUUGCAAGGAUCAACUGGUAAAAUUGCAACAACAACGCCAGUUGUAGCUACAAGUCCUUCUCCUGGAAUAUCAAGUACAAAGAUAUCGACAACUACGCCAAUUUGUGAAGAAACAGAUGGAAUGGGUUCAAUAACAACAAUACCAUCAACGGAAAUUACAUCUAAUGACAAAAAGGCAGAUAUUGAAAAUCUACGACCUUCGUCUAAGACACAUUUUAAAAGCUCCGAAGGACAAGUGGUUAUAGAGUACAUGCCUUCAAAGACGAGACCAAUUGCUAACGUUGAACUGGUUUCUACUGAUAAUAUCAAGACGUAUACAGUACAAUUCUUUAAUGCAGAUGGAACUGUGACAACUCGAAAGGUUAAAGUAGGCGAAAAGGCUACAAGCAUUGGAACCAAGCCUGAUGUGAGAAAGGUAACUGUAAUUAUUACACCUGAUGACAAAGAAGAUUCUUACAGACCUGUACAGCUCCAACUAAGCGUCCAUGCCUGUUUUGAAGUCACUUCUACGCCUAUUCCAAGUACAACAGCAGUCCCACAAAAAGCAUCCACAACAGUUGUCACUACAGCCGUGGUUUCACCAACACCUACAGCUACACCCUCUAUAAUAAGUGAAGCUACUACAACAUUGCAAGGAUCAACUGGUAAAAUUGCAACAACAACGCCAGUUGUAGCUACAAGUCCUUCUCCUGGAAUAUCAAGUACAAAGAUAUCGACAACUACGCCAAUUUGUGAAGAAACAGAUGGAAUGGGUUCAAUAACAACAAUACCAUCAACAGAAAUUACAUCUAAUGACAAAAAGGCAGAUAUUGAAAAUCUACGACCUUCGUCUAAGACACCUUUUAAAAGCUCCGAAGGACAAGUGGUUAUAGAGUACAUGCCUUCAAAGACGAGACCAAUUGCCAACGUUGAACUGGUUUCUACUGAUAAUAUCAAGACGUAUACAGUACAAUUUUUUAAUGCAGAUGGAACUGUGACAACUCGAAAGGUUAAAGUAGGCGAAAAGGCUACAAGCAUUGGAACCAAGCCUGAUGUGAGAAAGGUAACUGUAAUUAUUACACCUGAUGACAAAGAAGAUUCUUACAGACCUGUACAGCUCCAACUAAGCGUCCAUGCCUGUUUUGAAGUCACUUCUACGCCUAUUCCAAGUACAACAGCAGUCCCACAAAAAGCAUCCACAACAGUUGUCACUACAGCCGUGGUUUCACAAACACCUACAGCUACACCCUCUAUAAUAAGUGAAGCUACUACAACAUUGCAUGGAUCAACUGGUAAAAUUGCAACAACAACGCCAGUUGUAGCUACAAGUCCUUCUCCUGGAAUAUCAAGUACAAAGAUAUCGACAACUACGCCAAUUUGUGAAGAAACAGAUGGAAUGGGUUCAAUAACAACAAUACCAUCAACAGAAAUUACAUCUAAUGACAAAAAGGCAGAUAUUGAAAAUCUACGACCUUCGUCUAAGACACCUUUUAAAAGCUCCGAAGGACAAGUGGUUAUAGAGUACAUGCCUUCAAAGACGAGACCAAUUGCCAACGUUGAACUGGUUUCUACUGAUAAUAUCAAGACGUAUACAGUACAAUUCCUUAAUGCAGAUGGAACUGUGACAACUCGAAAGGUUAAAGUAGGCGAAAAGGCUACACGCAUUGGAACCAAGCCUGAUGUGAGAAAGGUAACUGUAAUUAUUACACCUGAUGACAAAGAAGAUUCUUACAGACCUGUACAGCUCCAACUAAGCGUCCAUGCCUGUUUUGAAGUCACUUCUACGCCUAUUCCAAGUACAACAGCAGUCCCACAAAAAGCAUCCACAACAGUUGUCACUACAGCCGUGGUUUCACAAACACCUACAGCUACACCCUCUAUAAUAAGUGAAGCUACUACAACAUUGCAAGGAUCAACUGGUAAAAUUGCAACAACAACGCCAGUUGUAGCUACAAGUCCUUCUCCUGGAAUAUCAAGUACAAAGAUAUCGACAACUACGCCAAUUUGUGAAGAAACAGAUGGAAUGGGUUCAAUAACAACAAUACCAUCAACAGAAAUUACAUCUAAUGACAAAAGGGCAGAUAUUGAAAAUCUACGACCUUCGUCUAAGACACCUUUUAAAAGCUCCGAAGGACAAGUGGUUAUAGAGUACAUGUCUUCAAAGACGAGACCAAUUGCCAACGUUGAACUGGUUUCUACUGAUAAUAUCAAGACGUAUACAGUACAAUUCUUUAAUGCAGAUGGAACUGUGACAACUCGAAAGGUUAAAGUAGGCGAAAAGGCUACAAGCAUAGGAACCAAGCCUGAUGUGAGAAAGGUAACUGUAAUUAUUACACCUGAUGACAAAGAAGAUUCUUACAGACCUGUACAGCUCCAACUAAGCGUUCAUGCCUGUUUUGAAGUCACUUCUACGCCUAUUCCAAGUACAACAGCAGUCCCACAAAAAGCAUCCACAACAGUUGUCACUACAGCCGUGGUUUCACCAACACCUACAGCUACACCCUCUAUAAUAAGUGAAGCUACUACAACAUUGCAUGGAUCAACUGGUAAAAUUGCAACAACAACGCCAGUUGUAGCUACAAGUCCUUCUCCUGGAAUAUCAAGUACAAAGAUAUCGACAACUACGCCAAUUUGUGAAGAAACAGAUGGAAUGGGUUCAAUAACAACAAUACCAUCAACAGAAAUUACAUCUAAUGACAAAAAGGCAGAUAUUGAAAAUCUACGACCUUCGUCUAAGACACCUUUUAAAAGCUCCGAAGGACAAGUGGUUAUAGAGUACAUGCCUUCAAAGACGAGACCAAUUGCCAACGUUGAACUGGUUUCUACUGAUAAUAUCAAGACGUAUACAGUACAAUUCUUUAAUGCAGAUGGAACUGUGACAACUCGAAAGGUUAAAGUAGGCGAAAAGGCUACAAGCAUUGGAACCAAGCCUGAUGUGAGAAAGGUAACUGUAAUUAUUACACCUGAUGACAAAGAAGAUUCUUACAGACCUGUACAGCUCCAACUAAGCGUCCAUGCCUGUUUUGAAGUCACUUCUACGCCUAUUCCAAGUACAACAGCAGUCCCACAAAAAGCAUCCACAACAGUUGUCACUACAGCCGUGGUUUCACCAACACCUACAGCUACACCCUCUAUAAUAAGUGAAGCUACUACAACAUUGCAAGGAUCAACUGGUAAAAUUGCAACAACAACGCCAGUUGUAGCUACAAGUCCUUCUCCUGGAAUAUCAAGUACAAAGAUAUCGACAACUACGCCAAUUUGUGAAGAAACAGAUGGAAUGGGUUCAAUAACAACAAUACCAUCAACAGAAAUUACAUCUAAUGACAAAAAGGCAGAUAUUGAAAAUCUACGACCUUCGUCUAAGACACCUUUUAAAAGCUCCGAAGGACAAGUGGUUAUAGAGUACAUGCCUUCAAAGACGAGACCAAUUGCCAACGUUGAACUGGUUUCUACUGAUAAUAUCAAGACGUAUACAGUACAAUUCUUUAAUGCAGAUGGAACUGUGACAACUCGAAAGGUUAAAGUAGGCGAAAAGGCUACAAGCAUUGGAACCAAGCCUGAUGUGAGAAAGGUAACUGUAAUUAUUACACCUGAUGACAAAGAAGAUUCUUACAGACCUGUACAGCUCCAACUAAGCGUCCAUGCCUGUUUUGAAGUCACUUCUACGCCUAUUCCAAGUACAACAGCAGUCCCACAAAAAGCAUCCACAACAGUUGUCACUACAGCCGUGGUUUCACCAACACCUACAGCUACACCCUCUAUAAUAAGUGAAGCUACUACAACAUUGCAAGGAUCAACUGGUAAAAUUGCAACAACAACGCCAGUUGUAGCUACAAGUCCUUCUCCUGGAAUAUCAAGUAUAAAGAUAUCGACAACUACGCCAAUUUGUGAAGAAACAGAUGGAAUGGGUUCAAUAACAACAAUACCAUCAACAGAAAUUACAUCUAAUGACAAAAAGGCAGAUAUUGAAAAUCUACGACCUUCGUCUAAGACACCUUUUAAAAGCUCCGAAGGACAAGUGGUUAUAGAGUACAUGCCUUCAAAGACGAGACCAAUUGCCAACGUUGAACUGGUUUCUACUGAUAAUAUCAAGACGUAUACAGUACAAUUCUUUAAUGCAGAUGGAACUGUGACAGCUCGAAAGGUUAAAGUAGGCGAAAAGGCUACAAGCAUUGGAACCAAGCCUGAUGUGAGAAAGGUAACUGUAAUUAUUACACCUGAUGACAAAGAAGAUUCUUACAGACCUGUACAGCUCCAACUAAGCGUCCAUGCCUGUUUUGAAGUCACUUCUACGCCUAUUCCAAGUACAACAGCAGUCCCACAAAAAGCAUCCACAACAGUUGUCACUACAGCCGUGGUUUCACCAACACCUACAGCUACACCCUCUAUAAUAAGUGAAGCUACUACAACAUUGCAAGGAUCAACUGGUAAAAUUGCAACAACAACGCCAGUUGUAGCUACAAGUCCUUCUCCUGGAAUAUCAAGUACAAAGAUAUCGACAACUACGCCAAUUUGUGAAGAAACAGAUGGAAUGGGUUCAAUAACAACAAUACCAUCAACAGAAAUUACAUCUAAUGACAAAAAGGCAGAUAUUGAAAAUCUACGACCUUCGUCUAAGACACCUUUUAAAAGCUCCGAAGGACAAGUGGUUAUAGAGUACAUGCCUUCAAAGACGAGACCAAUUGCCAACGUUGAACUGGUUUCUACUGAUAAUAUCAAGACGUAUACAGUACAAUUCUUUAAUGCAGAUGGAACUGUGACAACUCGAAAGGUUAAAGUAGGCGAAAAGGCUACAAGCAUUGGAACCAAGCCUGAUGUGAGAAAGGUAACUGUAAUUAUUACACCUGAUGACAAAGAAGAUUCUUACAGACCUGUACAGCUCCAACUAAGCGUCCAUGCCUGUUUUGAAGUCACUUCUACGCCUAUUCCAAGUACAACAGCAGUCCCACAAAAAGCAUCCACAACAGUUGUCACUACAGCCGUGGUUUCACCAACACCUACAGCUACACCCUCUAUAAUAAGUGAAGCUACUACAACAUUGCAUGGAUCAACUGGUAAAAUUGCAACAACAACGCCAGUUGUAGCUACAAGUCCUUCUCCUGGAAUAUCAAGUACAAAGAUAUCGACAACUACGCCAAUUUGUGAAGAAACAGAUGGAAUGGGUUCAAUAACAACAAUACCAUCAACAGAAAUUACAUCUAAUGACAAAAAGGCAGAUAUUGAAAAUCUACGACCUUCGUCUAAGACACCUUUUAAAAGCUCCGAAGGACAAGUGGUUAUAGAGUACAUGCCUUCAAAGACGAGACCAAUUGCCAACGUUGAACUGGUUUCUACUGAUAAUAUCAAGACGUAUACAGUACAAUUCUUUAAUGCAGAUGGAACUGUGACAACUCGAAAGGUUAAAGUAGGCGAAAAGGCUACAAGCAUUGGAACCAAGCCUGAUGUGAGAAAGGUAACUGUAAUUAUUACACCUGAUGACAAAGAAGAUUCUUACAGACCUGUACAGCUCCAACUAAGCGUCCAUGCCUGUUUUGAAGUCACUUCUACGCCUAUUCCAAGUACAACAGCAGUCCCACAAAAAGCAUCCACAACAGUUGUCACUACAGCCGUGGUUUCACCAACACCUACAGCUACACCCUCUAUAAUAAGUGAAGCUACUACAACAUUGCAAGGAUCAACUGGUAAAAUUGCAACAACAACGCCAGUUGUAGCUACAAGUCCUUCUCCUGGAAUAUCAAGUACAAAGAUAUCGACAACUACGCCAAUUUGUGAAGAAACAGAUGGAAUGGGUUCAAUAACAACAAUACCAUCAACAGAAAUUACAUCUAAUGACAAAAAGGCAGAUAUUGAAAAUCUACGACCUUCGUCUAAGACACCUUUUAAAAGCUCCGAAGGACAAGUGGUUAUAGAGUACAUGCCUUCAAAGACGAGACCAAUUGCCAACGUUGAACUGGUUUCUACUGAUAAUAUCAAGACGUAUACAGUACAAUUCUUUAAUGCAGAUGGAACUGUGACAACUCGAAAGGUUAAAGUAGGCGAAAAGGCUACAAGCAUUGGAACCAAGCCUGAUGUGAGAAAGGUAACUGUAAUUAUUACACCUGAUGACAAAGAAGAUUCUUACAGACCUGUACAGCUCCAACUAAGCGUCCAUGCCUGUUUUGAAGUCACUUCUACGCCUAUUCCAAGUACAACAGCAGUCCCACAAAAAGCAUCCACAACAGUUGUCACUACAGCCGUGGUUUCACCAACACCUACAGCUACACCCUCUAUAAUAAGUGAAGCUACUACAACAUUGCAAGGAUCAACUAGUAAAAUUGCAACAACAACGCCAGUUGUAGCUACAAGUCCUUCUCCUGGAAUAUCAAGUACAAAGAUAUCGACAACUACGCCAAUUUGUGAAGAAACAGAUGGAAUGGGUUCAAUAACAACAAUACCAUCAACAGAAAUUACAUCUAAUGACAAAAAGGCAGAUAUUGAAAAUCUACGACCUUCGUCUAAGACACCUUUUAAAAGCUCCGAAGGACAAGUGGUUAUAGAGUACAUGCCUUCAAAGACGAGACCAAUUGCCAACGUUGAACUGGUUUCUACUGAUAAUAUCAAGACGUAUACAGUACAAUUCUUUAAUGCAGAUGGAACUGUGACAACUCGAAAGGUUAAAGUAGGCGAAAAGGCUACAAGCAUUGGAACCAAGCCUGAUGUGAGAAAGGUAACUGUAAUUAUUACACCUGAUGACAAAGAAGAUUCUUACAGACCUGUACAGCUCCAACUAAGCGUCCAUGCCUGUUUUGAAGUCACUUCUACGCCUAUUCCAAGUACAACAGCAGUCCCACAAAAAGCAUCCACAACAGUUGUCACUACAGCCGUGGUUUCACCAACACCUACAGCUACACCCUCUAUAAUAAGUGAAGCUACUACAACAUUGCAAGGAUCAACUGGUAAAAUUGCAACAACAACGCCAGUUGUAGCUACAAGUCCUUCUCCUGGAAUUUCAAGUACAAAGAUAUCGACAACUACGCCAAUUUGUGAAGAAACAGAUGGAAUGGGUUCAAUAACAACAAUACCAUCAACAGAAAUUUCUUCUAAUGACAAAAAGGCAGAUAUUGAAAAUCUACGACCUUCGUCUAAGACACCUUUUAAAAGCUCCGAAGGACAAGUGGUUAUAGAGUACGUGCCUUCAAAGACAAGACCAAUUGCCAACGUUGAACUGGUUUCUACUGAUAAUAUCAAGACGUAUACAGUACAAUUCUUUAAUGCAGAUGGAACUGUGACAACUCGAAAGGUUAAAGUAGGCGAAAAGGCUACAAGCAUUGGAACCAAGCCUGAUGUGAGAAAGGUAACUGUAAUUAUUACACCUGAUGACAAAGAAGAUUCUUACAGACCUGUACAGCUCCAACUAAGCGUCCAUGCCUGUUUUGAAGUCACUUCUACGCCUAUUCCAAGUACAACAGCAGUCCCACAAAAAGCAUCCACAACAGUUGUCACUACAGCCGUGGUUUCACCAACACCUACAGCUACACCCUCUAUAAUAAGUGAAGCUACUACAACAUUGCAAGGAUCAACUGGUAAAAUUGCAACAACAACGCCAGUUGUAGCUACAAGUCCUUCUCCUGGAAUUUCAAGUACAAAGAUAUCGACAACUACGCCAAUUUGUGAAGAAACAGAUGGAAUGGGUUCAAUAACAACAAUACCAUCAACAGAAAUUUCUUCUAAUGACAAAAAGGCAGAUAUUGAAAAUCUACGACCUUCGUCUAAGACACCUUUUAAAAGCUCCGAAGGACAAGUGGUUAUAGAGUACGUGCCUUCAAAGACAAGACCAAUUGCCAACGUUGAACUGGUUUCUACUGAUAAUAUCAAGACGUAUACAGUACAAUUCUUUAAUGCAGAUGGAACUGUGACAACUCGAAAGGUUAAAGUAGGCGAAAAGGCUACAAGCAUUGGAACCAAGCCUGAUGUGAGAAAGGUAACUGUAAUUAUUACACCUGAUGACAAAGAAGAUUCUUACAGACCUGUACAGCUCCAACUAAGCAUCCAUGCCUGUUUUGAAGUCACUUCUACGCCUAUUCCAAGUACAACAGCAGUCCCACAAAAAGCAUCCACAACAGUUGUCACUACAGCCGUGGUUUCACCAACACCUACAGCUACACCCUCUAUAAUAAGUGAAGCUACUACAACAUUGCAAGGAUCAACUGGUAAAAUUGCAACAACAACGCCAGUUGUAGCUACAAGUCCUUCUCCUGGAAUUUCAAGUACAAAGAUAUCGACAACUACGCCAAUUUGUGAAGAAACAGAUGGAAUGGGUUCAAUAACAACAAUACCAUCAACAGAAAUUACAUCUAAUGACAAAACGGCAGAUAUUGAAAAUCUACGACCUUCGUCUAAGACACCUUUUAAAAGCUCCGAAGGACAAGUGGUUAUAGAGUACGUGCCUUCAAAGACAAGACCAAUAGCCAAUGUUGAACUGGUUUCUACUGAUAAUGUCAAAACUUAUACAGUGCAAUUCUUUAAUGCAGAUGGAACCGUGACAACUAGAAAGGUGAAAGUUGGCGAAAAGGCCAUAAGUGUUGGAACUAAACCUGACGUGAAAAAAGUGAAUGUAAUAAUCACACCGGAUGACAAAGAAGAUUCUUACAAACCUGUACAGCUACAAUUGAGUGUCCAUGCUUGUUUUGAAGUCAGUAAGUAA
Messenger RNA from Mytilus trossulus (common blue mussel), 16929 nucleotides. RefSeq names its product mucin-17-like. Lineage: Eukaryota; Metazoa; Mollusca; Bivalvia; Mytilida; Mytilidae. The record is from RefSeq and is a predicted model, not a curated record. Bases 1 to 16929 code for a protein of 5642 amino acids. The transcript has 105 exons.